AUGAAGUGCACUCCUCAAAUUGUGUUCAGCCUUCGAGUAGAAGCUGGGGCUUCAGCUUAUCCCUAUGGCGUGAGCACCCUCUUGGAGGUGUGGCAGAGCGUGGACGAUAGUUUGAUACUCGCUGUCACGGCCGAAGGCUUGACGGAAGAUCGAGAGACUUCUCGACUUUGUCGCGUCGUAGUGGCUCCGUCUCCGAUGUUUGAUGGUGGAGGGAUCGCUGCUGCGGUGACGAGCUUAAGCUUCGAGUUUGGUCAGCACGUCAACUCGCAGAAAAUGGAGAAGUGGCAGCUGUUGCAGCUUGUGAAUAAGAGAAUGCGUGUGUAUCACUUGCUCAUUAAUGCCGGGACAGCGGUGCAUGUUCUCGUUUUUCACGCCCGGAAACGGAGAGAAGCAGAGCUGUCAACGCCUCCGAGAGGUCUAGGGAUCUCACAUUUCCCUCAAAAUGCUUGGUAUUACCCGCCAGUUUUCCCACUUAAGUUCCGGAAAUCGAAGGAGUCCCGGCCGCACUCUUCAGCUUCGGACGGACCAUUCACGACAGAAAUUUCGUGUAUUUGCCAGCAUCUUUUCGACGUUGAGCGCUUUCUAGGAGGAUUUUUGGAGACAUUCAAGCCACUUCGACAGUACAACCUCAUCGACUAUGACUUGCGACUCGUUCGGGUAAGCUCAGCAGCGCCAGCACAAUGGAGAAAACAGUAUUUAUGA
Messenger RNA from Phytophthora infestans T30-4, 702 nucleotides. RefSeq lists its product as uncharacterized. The record is from RefSeq and is a predicted model, not a curated record. Bases 1 to 702 code for a protein of 233 amino acids. The transcript is spliced from 5 exons. Lineage: Eukaryota; Oomycota; Peronosporomycetes; Peronosporales; Peronosporaceae.